Molecule: messenger RNA, 3053 nt
Organism: Gymnodraco acuticeps
Lineage: Eukaryota; Metazoa; Chordata; Actinopteri; Perciformes; Bathydraconidae
Gene: pms1
Product: PMS1 homolog 1, mismatch repair system component
Exons: 13
Coding region: 110-2839 (909 amino acids)
Biological process (GO): mismatch repair
Cellular component (GO): MutLalpha complex
Molecular function (GO): ATP-dependent DNA damage sensor activity; ATP binding; mismatched DNA binding
Source: RefSeq, a predicted model, not a curated record
GUAGUUAAGGGGGCGGGAACAAAUCAUUUCCGCCGUGUAGCUCGUGUCUGUUGUUUAUGAAAGAUUCAACAGGGGUUGCAGUCAGAAUAACUCUUCAGUUCCUAAAAUCAUGAAGCAGCUGCCUCCAGAUACUGUGCGGCUGCUGUCCAGCUCACAGGUCAUCACCUCUGUGCUGAAUGUUGUGAAAGAAUUGAUGGAGAAUUCCCUGGAUGCUGGAGCUACAAGCCUUGACAUUAAACUGGAGAACUACGGAUUGGACCGGAUAGAAGUGCGUGAUAACGGCCAUGGAAUCAAAGCUGAAGACACUCCUGUGAUGGCUCUGACACAUUUUACUUCAAAGAUCUUUUGCCACGAAGACCUGGAGCGACUGGAGACAUACGGCUUCAGAGGAGAGGCACUGGGCUCCAUCUGUGCUGUGGCCGAGGUGGCUGUCAUCACAAAGACAGAGGAGGAGGACAUCAGCACACAGUACACGCUGAACUUCACAGGACAGAUUGUUUCUCAGAAGCCGUCUCACUUGGGUCAAGGAACAACAGUGAGUGUCCUGAAGCUUUUCAAAAAUCUUCCAGUGAGACGACAGUACUAUUCCACAACCAAGAAGUGCAAGGAAGAACUGAAGAAGGUGCAGAACCUGCUGCUGGCCUACGCCAUUAUAAAACCUGAAUUAAGGCUCACACUCAUUCACAAUAAGAUAGUGGUUUGGCAGAAGGCCAAGGUGGCCGAUCACAGAAGUGCCCUCGUUGCUACACUGGGGGCCAGCACCGUUGCCAACCUGCUCCCUUGCCACCAUCGCCAAGAGCAACCAGAGAUUGUUUUAGAGGGCUUUUUUCCAAAGCCUGGAGCAGAUUACUCCUCUACAAGCUCCUCUAACCCGGACACAACAUUUAUAUACGUCAACAACCGGCCUGUCCACCACAAAGAUAUAAUGAAGUUGUUGCGUCAACACUACACCGCUCAGUAUCCAGAUGACUCAGCGCGAAACCGUUAUCCCACUGUCAUGCUUAAGAUUACAGUUGCACCAAACUCAGUCGAUGUCAAUCUGACACCGGACAAGACCCAGGUUCUUCUUCAUAACAAGGAGGCUGUGCUGACCGCAGUGGAGGUGUUUCUAGUUUCUCUCUAUGGCUAUCGGUGUAAUGAUGCCCCAAAAGCGAAGCAGCUCGCUUAUCACACAUCCUCCACACCGUCCAGUCCUUCGCAGACUGAGGCUUUACAACCGGACAAUGAACAGAGUGUAGAGAGGGAUGAUAGUCUCACCAAGCUACAGAAGACCUACCUCAAAGAUGCACCUAAACACAUUGACACAGUUCCGUUGAGCACUGAAGCUUCAAUGGACCGCCCAACCUCAAACGGCAGCUCUUCAUCCUCCAUAGCCGAGGACUGGAUUGUAAACCAGAUCCCAGCUAGGUUCGACUCCAGCUUUUCUCUCUAUGACGAUGAAACGGCCCAGACUACAAGCAAGUCCCCUGAGAGACUUGAAGACAUUGCUGUGUCAGGUGCAGACACGAGAAAUGACGAGAUAUCUGCCGAAGACUGGAGCCGAGGGGCGGCUUUGAUCGACCCUGUAUCGGGUGAACCCCUGCAGCCCGUCAGCAUCCACCAACCUUUAAAGAACAAUCAUUCAGACUCAGAUAAGGCCAAGAGUCAUGGCAGCCCAAACAAAAAGAUGCUCAACGCCAUAACGGAGAAGCGGGCCGUUCUGACGGCCUACGACCUGAUCAGCCACCGCGCCAUGAGGGCACCACUGACCCCCGCCGCCCUGUUCGAGAAGGAGGCCAGGACAGACGUCCUCAGGGAGAAACCUACAGCCAGCCUGCAGGAUAUCAGCGUCACAGUUCAGGAGAGGUGGAAAAAUCUGAGGGAGGAAGACCGUAAGAAGUAUGAGGAGAAGGCAAAAAAACAUCUGGAGCACCAUGACCAGAAGACCAGGUUGGCCUCUGCUGAAGGCCCCAGAGAGACGAGUGUGAGCAGCCCAAGGGGCCAUGCACAGGGCCACAAACGCAAGGCCCCACUGUCCAACCAGCAGCUGCUGGAUGAGCUCUUCUCUGUACAGCCCCAAAAGAAGAUGAGGAGCCCUGCACUGAAGUCUUCGCAGCCCCUCCCCUGCAGCAUAGCUGCCCUUCGGCUGCAGCUCCAGCGCCUUUCAUCCCAGAGCAGCACAGUGCCACGGGGCGUCCGUCUUGUAAACCGGCUGUCCUCUCACAGCGCCUGGGUCAUUUUAUGUGGUCAGAGGCUCAUGUUGUUAAACCCAUUUCGGGUGGAGGAAAGCUUGCUGUUUAAGAGACUCCUUGAGAAUAAUAUACUUCCAGCAGUGAGUCUGCAGACCCCUAUACCGUUAGCAGAUGGAAGUCUCGGGGGGGCUGAAUAUACUGAGGCUUUGUGCAACAUGGAGAAACAAAGCCCUGAGCUACACGGAGGGGCCCUCUUCUCUGAUCCUAGGCUUGUGGCUAAUGGCUUUCAAAUCCAAUUCACUCCAGGCCUCACCUCAGACGAGAGACAUCUGGAAGUGACAGGAAUGGCAGACUGCGUGCCUUUCCUCGGUGUGGAGGACCUCAGGGAGAUCCUGACUGCAGUUCUUCACAAGAAGGCUAAGACCGUGCAAGAGUGCCGGCCACUUAAAGUCAAAAACUACCUACAAGGUGAAGCAGUACGACUUGCCCGUCAGUUACCUAAACAUUUAUCCAGGGAGGAUGUGGAGGAAACUCUCGUAAGGAUGGAUCAGCAGCUUGGAGAGAGCAGCCAGAGCUGCAUCCAUGGACGACCGUUUCUCCAACAUCUAUCUGAUGUCCCAUCGACUGACCAGGAGGCUAAAGCUCUGCUGAAGCCUUUAGAGCUGUAAGAACACAUCUUAAUAACAAAAUCACAGAAGUGCAAUAUCCAGCUGUCUCAUUUUAACGCAGCUGAUUAUCUUCAAUGUAAGCUACUUGAUAUGUUUCUAUCUCAGAUGAUGUCCAACAUUGUUACAAACAGACCACAAAAGACCGUAUUUUUUAACAAUUUGUGCUUUUCAUUUUGUUCUUUAAUUUCACAAUAAAUAACUUUAUUUGACAGAA